Cladocopium goreaui is the source of this 3546-nucleotide messenger RNA. The record is from the annotation of a GenBank genome assembly. Lineage: Eukaryota; Dinophyceae; Suessiales; Symbiodiniaceae.
AUGGUGGCCAUGGCCGUGGUGGUGCUCGCCUUUGGGGCGGUCUACCAGCUCGUGACCAUCCGCAGAUUGUCUAAGCAAGCGAAGGCUGAUGAGAAGCAGCCCUUGAUGCAGGACCUCUGGUGUACCGGCUCGGUCGGGCGGGGUCCCCCUGCGGCUGCCGGCAGGGCGCACAUGGCACCGUCACCCAGACUUCAACUUCGCUGCUUGACCUCCCUGCUCUGUGUGCCCAUCCUCAUUCUCCGACCCCAGCUUUCCAGCUUGGGGUGGUUCCAGCCACCUGUCGGCACUGCAGCAUGCCCACGCCCCUGCCAGCUUCCGCCCUCCCUUAGCCGCCGUCAACGGCUCGCUGUCACGAAAACAUUGAACAACCAGUGGCAAGAACUGCCACCACCUGUUGUUUGGGACCCGCUGCUGCCUUGGCGUCCUGACCCUUCGCCUGUCCGCUGGCACCGUCGGAGGGCCUGUCACCAUCAGCAGCGGCGUCAGGCCUGGGCAGGGUGGCCUCACCGCGGGAUGCGCAUUGGUGAAGCCCAGAAUCCGGGGCCCCCUCUCCCUAGCACACCUGCUGGGCGGGAAAGGUCUCCUGCGCGACAGCCGCAAGCUCAACGGGUGUUUUGCCCGGUUCCAGCAUGUCCUUGCUCUGACCCAGCUCGGGCCCGGGGCUGGGCCACAGUCGCAACGAUGAAGUCCCACAUCGAUGCACACCUUGCCGGCUCCUUGCAAGGGGAUGUGCCCACUGCUCGGGCCGCUGCAGUGGACGCUGCCAUCCCAAUGGACACUGACGGCUUGCAACUCCCAUCCCUUUCAGCCAUUCAAGCUGCCAAGACUGCCACCAUCCGGCACGUCCCCAGUGCCGCACGCCAUGCGUGGGCUCAGGUCUUGACUCGGGCCUUGGCUGCCGCCGCCCAUCGCAAUGAUGACAAAGCUUGGCGUGAGCUUUGCAUGCUCCCCAAGUGUGUCCUUUGCGCCCCCCACCGUGGCGGCAGGCAACAUCGAAAAGCCACUGCUGCAUACACCUUGGACCGCUUGCAUCGGUGGCAGGAGGGGGAAAGGCUAUCCCUUUGGGAAUCCCGCACUGCUUUAAAGCGGGGGCCUGGCUUGCUUGAGCUUGAACAACGAAAGGCUCUGGCCAUUGGCUUGGCCCGUGAGGGCUUCGACCGCAAGGCUUGCGCAGCUCUUCUCUCCAAAGGGCUGUGCCCACCAACCGCCGCAACUGCUGAGGCCUUGCGAGCCCUUCAUCCACAACAGCCUCCUCCCACGGCGGUUGUCAUGAAUGAUCUCCCUGUCGCACCAGAGAUUGCGCCAGAAGCCGUCGCGCGAUGCCUCCGGGCUUUUCCCCCUGAAACUGCGCCCGGGCCUAGUGGGCUCCGCGUUCAGCACCUGAAGGAUGCUAAUGUGGCUGGUGGCAGUGAUGCUUUCCUCUCCCAGCUCACUGCUGUUGUGAACCUGCUGGCUCAAGGAAGAGCCCCAGAAUUCCUGGCCCCAGUCCUGGCGGGCGCUGGGCUUGUAGCCCUCCCAAAACCUCAAGGCGGGGUUCGGCCAAUAGCCGUGGGGGAGAUUCUGCGUCGACUGACCGGCAAGUGCCUCAUGGGCAUCGUGCGGAAUGAUGCCCAGUCCUUUUUCUGGCCUGCCCAAGUUGGCGUCGCCGUCCCGGGAGGUGCUGAAAAAGCAAUUCACACGGUGCGCGCCUGGCACCGGAGACACCAGACCUCAUCGGACAAGGUGGCCCUCAAGCUUGACUUCGCCAAUGCCUUCAACACGGUCCGCCGCGAUGCCGUCCUUUCUGCCAUCCGGGACCCUUUUCCAGCCCUGGCACGGUGGGCAACCUGGUGCUACCAGCGGCCGACCCGGCUACAAUUUGAUGAAUGGAUUGUUGAAUCUUGCGCCGGCGUUCAACAAGGCGAUCCUCUUGGGCCGCUUCUUUUCGCGGCUGCUUUGCAACCCCUGGCUCAGGACCUUCGCAAUGCAGGGCUAGACAUUGGUGUGCACUACCUGGAUGACGGGGUCCUGGCUGGCAACAUCCAUGCCGUCAGUGCUGCCCUUCGGCUGGUUGAAGCGCGGGCCGCUACGAUUGGGCUCCGCCUCAAUCUUGCCAAAUCUGAGCUGAUUGCUGUCGGUCGCUUGGACAUCGCGGCCCUCCAUUGCCAUUUUCCUGAUGCAUUGCUCCGCGCCCACGCCGAUGGAAGCUGCCGCGUUGCCCGCAACUUUGAGCUCUUGGGGGCUGCCAUCGGCGAGGAUAGCUUUAUCCACUCCCACACAGUGGAACGGGCCGCCAAAGCCGGCGACUUGCUUGACGCUUUGGGUGAGCUGGAAGACCCCCAAGUUGGAUUGCGGCUUCUGCGAGCCUGCGCUGGCUUCGCACGUAUGCUCCACAGCAUGCGUUGCAACCCUGCUGUCCCACAAACUGCCGCCUUGCGCAUGUUCGACGGCAUGGUUCGUCGUAGCUUCGGGGAUUUCACCGGGCUGCACCCCAACGCUUUGCAAUGGAAACAAGCCGCUUUGGGGUUGGGCCAUGGAGGCUUAGGCCUUCGUUCCACUUCGGACCACGCCUCUGCUGCCUUUCUGGCAUCCUGGGCAUCCGCCCUCCAGGCUGGGGCUGCGCUUGAUGCGACCUUCUGCCCCAAUGAGGCUAAGUCUUGCCCGGAAGUUGCUGCGGCCCUUGCUUGCUUCAACUCGAAACUCGAGCCUGAAGCUCACAUCACUUUGGACGAUGUUCUCUCUAGCAAGCAGCACGCCAUGUCCCAGCGGCUGGACCAUGCUGGCUGGCAGGAACAACUCGGACACGCUAGCGUUGCUGGGCGCGCAACCCUGCUUUCAGAAGCCUCCGUAGGAGGUCGGGCUUUCCUCGCCGCUGUACCAGCGGGCCGCACCCGCCUGGAACCUGCAGCCUUUAUUUCCGAACUCCGGGCACGACUGCAGAUCCCUGAUGCUGACGCGGAUGCUUGGUGCCCGCUUUGUGACGGAGUUAUGGACAUCCACAACUACCAUGCGGGGAUGUGUGUGGCUGGUGGCGAACGCACUCAACGCCACUAUGCUGUCCGUGACAUUGUCUGUGCUUGGGCACACCGGGCUGGCCUCCGGCCGGAACGGGAGCGACCCGGCCUGUUGCUUCCCCAAAAUCCUGAGGAUGGUCACAGUGCUCGCCGGCGCCCUGCCGAUGUUUUCUUGCCAGCCUUUGCUGGGUCUCCUUCUGCCUUAGACUUCGCCAUCACGGCGCCCCAGCGGCAGGAGACCCUCGCUCAGGCGAGCCAGAAACCUUUGGCUGCCGCCGCGGCUUACGCCCGGCACAAAGAGGCGCACCUUCAAACUGCCGAGGCGUGCCGCGCACAAGGAGUUUGCUUUGUCCCUAUGGUUGCUGAAAGCACAGGUGCCUGGGAUGAAGGUGCUAUGGCUGUGCUGAAGCAUGUCGCCCAAGCUGUUGCAACCCAAUCAGGGGAGGACCCUGCAACUUGCUUCUCCCUUCUCCUUCAAGAGUUGGGGGUAGCCAUUCGUUAUUUUCGGGCUCGGGCCGCUUUGCGGCGUCGCAGCGAGGGCGUUGCUCGUUGA